CUCUCUCUCACAUACACACACACUCUGGCUCUCUCAGUGUGUGUACAGCAGUGUGGACUCCCCGAGAGCAGAGAGGCUGGCUGUCCCACUCCAGCACUGUAAGACAUUUCCUGCGUGACCUCACGAUUCGGAGGAGAGACAGAGUGGGCGCCCAAAGUCCCCGUCGGGUGAUGGUGUCUGCCUCAGGGUCGGGCAGCCGAAGAGAGAAGUCUUCUGGAGGACCCCCCCCCCCUUCUCUGCCCUAGGAUUGCCUCUGUGCCUCUUCAGCCCUGACCUGGGAUCAGCCUAAACAGGUAAAGCAUGAGGUCCAAGAGCAGCGAGGCAGAGAACCCGGCCAAUGUGCAGUCAGGCACCCCCCAGCCGACCAAUGGCGUCAGCGAGGAAGAGGGCGGCAACCUCCAGGGCUCCAAGAAGAGGAAGGCUAACCCUCGGCAGGAAAAAGAUGGUGAGACGGCGGUUUCUGGAACUGUGAAACGGUACCAGAAAUCCCCCGGGACCAAGAGCCAAAAAAAGGGAUUCAUGGAUCUGUCCAAGAAGGAGCUCCUGCAGCUGCUGGGUGUUAUGGAGGGGGAGAUUCAGGCCCGCGAGGACAUUAUCCACAUUCUGAAGUCGGAGCGCGCCCGACCCGAGACCCUGGAGGCCCACUACGGCUCGGCUGUCCCAGACAAGGCCCUCCGAGCCCUGCACCGGGACAGCCUCCUGACCCACUCCUCUUCCCUGGGGGAGGACGUGUACGAAAAGCCCAUGGCAGAGCUGGACCGGUUAGAGGACAAGCACCGUGAGACGUACCGGCGCAUGCUGGAGCAGCUCCUCCUGGCGGAGAAGUGCCACCGCCGCACCGUCAACGAGCUGGACAGCGAGAAGCGCAAGCACGUGGACUACAUGAACAAGAGCGACGACUUCACCAACCUGCUGGAGCAGGAGAGGGAGAGGUUGAAGAGGCUGCUGGAGCAAGAGAAAGUGUUCCAGACUCGCAAAGAGAAGGAGCACAGCAGGCGGCUGGAGAAGGUGCGCGAGGAGCUGGUGAAGCUGAAGUCCUUCGCCCUCAUGCUGGUGGACGAGCGCCAGCUCCACCUCGAGCAGAUCGACCAGCAGAGUCAGAAGAUCCAGGACCUCGUCCAGAAGCUCCAGGAGAAGGAGGAGAAACUUGCCGCCGUGGGCAGCAAGGCCAAGGAGGACGGGCAGAAGGUUCUGAAGCUAGAGGUGGAGCUGGAGCACAAGGCCGCCAGGUUUGCGCAGGACCACGAGGAGAUGACCGCCAAGCUGGCCAGCCAGGAGUCGCAGAACCGGCAGCUGCGGAUGAAGCUGGCGGGCCUGACGCGCCGGAUCGAGGAGCUGGAGGAGAGCAACAGGAACCUGCAGAAGUCUGAGGAGGAGCUGCAGGAGCUCAGGGAGAAGAUCAGCAAGGGGGAGUGCGGCAACUCCAGCCUGAUGGCAGAGCUGGAGAACCUGCGGAAGAGGGUCCUGGAGAUGGAGGGGAAGGACGAGGAGAUCACCAAGACAGAGUCCCAGUGCAGGGAGCUGAAGAAGAUGCUGCAGGAGGAGGAGACCCACAGCAAGGAGCUGAGACUGGAGGUGGAGAAGCUCCAGAAGAGGAUGGUGGAGCUAGAGAAGCUGGAAGGGGCCUUCAGCGUGAGCAAGUCUGAGUGCAGCCAGCUCCAUGCCAACCUGGACAGGGAGAAGAGCCUUGCCAAAGACCUGGCCGUUGAGCUGGAGGCGGUGAAAAACCGUGUGAAGGAGCUCGAGUGUUCAGAAACGAGGCUAGAAAAGGUGGAGAUGGGCUUAAAGGACGACCUGACGAAGCUGAAGUCGUUCACGGUGAUAAUGGUGGAUGAAAGAAAGAACAUGGCUGAGAGGAUCCGGCAGGAGGAGCAGAAGAGCAACGACCUGAACAAGAUGUUUAAGACGGAGCAAGGUAAGGUCAUGGAGGUGACGGAGAAGCUGAUCGAGGAAAGUAAGAGGCUGCUCAAGCUGAAGUCCGAGAUGGAGGAGAAGGUGACAUCCCUCACGAAGGAGAAGGAGGAGCUGAAGAGUAAGCUAGCCAGCGAGGAGGAGAAGUGCAAAGACCUGAGCUCAAAGGUCAGCCUGAUGAAAAAGAGGAUUGAGCGGCUGGAGGAGGCAGAGAGGGAGGCUGUGAGGAGCAGGGUGAAAAGAGACCUGGGAAAAUCCCCAGAUGCCACGUCGCAAGAGGACAACCGAGUUAAGGAGCUCACGCUGGAGAUCGAGAGGCUCAAGAACCGUCUCAAGCAGCUAGAGGUGGUGGAGGGGGACCUGAUGAAGACUGAGGAUGAGUACGACCUGCUGGAGAAGAAGUUCAGGACCGAGCAGGACAAAGCCAACGUUCUCUCCCAGCUGCUGGAGGAGAUGCGCAGCCAGAUCGCCAGGAACAAGGCCGUAGAGAAGGGCGAGGCGGUGAGUCAGGAGGCCGAGCUUCGGCAGCGGUGCAAGAUGGAGGAGGCGAAAACACGGGACCUGCAGGCCGACGUCCAAGCGCUGAAGGAGAAGAUCCACGAGCUGAUGUGCAAGGAGGACCAGCUGUCCCAGCUGCAGGUGGACUACUCAGUGCUGCAGCAGAGGCUCGUCGAAGAGGAGAAGAAGAAGACCAACAUGAGCCACGAGGUGCUGAACCUCACCAAAGAGCUGGAGGUCACCAAGCGCUACAGCCGCGCCCUGCGGCCCAGCAUGAACGGCAGGAGGAUGGUGGACGUGCCGCUGACCUCCACGGGGGUGCAGACGGACGCGGCAGCCAGCGAUGGCACGGAGGAGGACACCGCCGCCGUCUUCAUCAGGAAGUCCGUCCAGGAGGAGAACCACAUCAUGAGCAACCUGCGGCAGAGGGGGCUGAGGAAGCCAGUGGAGCGGCCGGCCGUCCUCGACCGCUAUCCCCCGGCCGCCGCUGAGCUUGGAAUGCGGAAGUCGUGGAUCCCCUGGAUGCGGAGAAAGGACAGCGGCCUGGAAAAAGCCGGCCAUGUCAAUGGGGAGCCGCCGCGCUCCGAGAUGCCCGCGCCGCAAAGGCAAGGCCAGCCCCUGCACAUCCGUGUCACCCCCGACCACGAGACCAGCUCGGCCACGCUAGAGAUCACCAGCCCCCCCGCUGAGGACUUCUUCUCCAGCGCCACCAUCAUCCCCACACUGGGGCUGCAGAAGCCGAGAAUAACCAUCGUUCCCUCCCCCACUACCGUCCCCCCGCGCAAGACCGCCGAGGGCGCGGGGGGAGGGGUGGAGAGGGCCAAGUCCCCCGUCACCAUCACCACUAUCUCCCGGGCCAAAUCUCCAGAGAGGAGCAGGAGCUGUCUCUCAGACAGGUCCAUGUCUCCCAUCUCCAUCAUGACGGUCAGCACCUCCGCGAUUCCGGACGUGUCAGGCUCCCCCGAGUCCCGGGAGCUGACCAUGGGCCGGGCGGUCUUCAAGGUGACCCCCGAGAAGCAGACGGUGCCCACGCCCCGGAAGUACAACUCCAACGCCAACAUCAUCACCACCACCGAGGACAACAAGAUCCACAUCCACCUGGGGCCCCAGUUCAAGAGGCCCGGCUCGGACGGCGGCAGCCCCACCAUCACGGUCAGGCCCGUAACCGUGACGACGGAGAGCAAGGAGAUCUCCACGGGAACCGUGCUGCGCUCGCCUCGCCACAAGACCACGCCUGGCAAAGUGAUGAGCAGCAUUACCAUCACUCCCAUCACCUCUGCGCCCUCCAGGCCGACCCAGUCUCCGCCUGGACAGGAUGUGCCGUCAUCACGGACCACACCCUCACGCAUCCCCAUGACAAAAGGUAUGAAAACGGGGAAGGCGGUUGUGGGCGUCUCCGCGGUGACGAGGCUAGAGUCGCGGGCUGAGAGCCAGUCUGUGAAAAUCGAACUGAGAAAGUCUGCGGCCGGUAGCAGCGGCAUCGCCGGCCCUCCAACCGGGGGGAAGGGCUGAGGAACCCCCCCGCGGCUGCCAUGGAAACACCGGCGGGGGGAACCCCCCUUGUUGCUCCCCGGUGCUGCAGAGCGGUCGGUUCGAAAAAGGAGUCAGACACCGUUAUCACUCAGAGGACUGUCCCCAUUCACCCCCAGUUAUACAUGCAGGAAGUGAACAGCCUGCGCUGUCUAGCUGGCCAACCCACGGCACCAGACUGCAGAUAGUUUUUCACAUUUAAAACAUCAUACACCAUGUGAGGGUUCAGCCGAGAUGAGGCUGUUCCACAGACCCGCUCCAACCUUCCUUGGCACUUGACAUAACAGUCCUCCUCCUGGCCACAGGGGGCAGCGCAAGCACCUCGUCCACAGUGAUAUCCCUGGCCCGGAGGUCUUCUCUCCCAUCAACAUGCUGUACCUUGUUCCUACCUUGUACUAGACCUGCCCACUUCAUACCAUGGGAUAGUUGGUAUAAAUCUUACAAGGGGAAUAAGAGGAGCCUACGUACAGGUGUAAGGAGCUGUUAGCUCCAGGAAGGAAGAUGGGGAAACAUGAGACAGUGCUACACAUGAUUGUGUGUGCUCUGCUCUGAUACAGGUUGUGUUAACAUGCUCCAUUUUCAAAACCUUCUGAAAUGACUUGACAUUUCGAGGUGGAAUGGAGACCAAGGGGUCUGGCUGGCCCAUUUACGAUCUCUCAAAGGUAGUGGUGAAAACACAGAAAUUAUUUAAUCUUACAACAGCAAAAUAAGGCCAACAUGCACUGGAGUAACCUAUAAAUAAUACAUUUUAUAAAUACAGUAUUAGAUUUCUGUAAUUUAGAGGAAAGAAUUGGUUAAUCUUAUUUUAAGUACUUUACUAAAGCAUGGCAAUGCAUGCCACUUUAUCCUAUCAGUUUGGGUGAAAGUACUGCCGGAUACAUUUAACAAAAGGAAUUUAAGUUUAGAAAUUAAAGUAGGGUGGGGAAAGAGCCCAGUAUUAGGGCAGGGAUUAGAGCUAAAGUGUUUGGGCAUUUGUGGUUUACAUCUCACCAUGCUUCAUAGAUUUAGCCCCUCAUACUGGGACAGUUCAGCACAUUGCAAGAGUCAUCUCAGAGGUGAAUCAAAUCUCCAAUCCUCUUUCCCAUCAUUUAAGAGAUGACAUAGAGAGAAAGGCCCACAGAUCUAUGGCAGAAUUAUGUUGUAUUUAUGUCCUGACUUAGCUAUGCACAACAGUAUUUUGGUUUGUUUGUUCCACGAGGAUGUUAGCAGGCCAUUUGGUAUGGCUCGGUGUUAUUUAGUAUAUAUCAUUGUAAUGAUACGUUUU
This is a messenger RNA of Megalops cyprinoides (Indo-Pacific tarpon), 5203 nucleotides long. RefSeq names its product filamin-A-interacting protein 1-like. The record is from RefSeq and is a predicted model, not a curated record. Lineage: Eukaryota; Metazoa; Chordata; Actinopteri; Elopiformes; Megalopidae. The transcript is spliced from 7 exons. Bases 301 to 3921 code for a protein of 1206 amino acids.